Molecule: messenger RNA, 1836 nt
Organism: Ochotona princeps (American pika)
Lineage: Eukaryota; Metazoa; Chordata; Mammalia; Lagomorpha; Ochotonidae
Gene: CGRRF1
Product: cell growth regulator with ring finger domain 1
Exons: 6
Coding region: 634-1632 (332 amino acids)
Biological process (GO): negative regulation of cell growth
Source: RefSeq, a predicted model, not a curated record
CAAUUCUGAUCUAAGAUCACGUCCAAUCUGAGGACUGCCAGGGCUCGUGAACAUUUCCUGUGUAGAGACUCCUGUCUGUGUUUUCUAAAUUUCUAAGUUAAAACUGGAACAGCUAGGGGAUUCUUUGGCUCUGUAGUACCCACGAUCUAAUCCGCAGGGUUUCGGAAUUUCGGAACAGUGCGAGUUGCUUUCGGACCGUACGUCUCUCGGACAUCAGGAAACCUGCAGAUCUUGAUCACAGCUCGCUUCAAGUAAUGUUUCAAACUUUCACGGAGCAGCGAAGACCCUCGGGCCAGACCAGCCAGAAGAAGCUAGCUAGCUGGGUACCAACCUUGAAAGUUGAGGGGGGCGGUGCUACAUAGGGCCACGCCCUCAGCGGAGCCAAUGACCAGAGACGGGUGCUGAAGGGGCGUGGCGAGCCUCGCAGGCAACGACGUGAUUGGCACUUGACCUGACGCUGCCCGCGAGGCUGCCCCGGCGUCUAGCUCCGGCUGAAUCCCCGGCGAGUGCGGGCCUAGGAAGUGUGUCCAUUCCCGGGUACCGUAGCGGCUUUUAGCCCGGGCCGGGCGGGCUGGGCUGGGCUGUCCGGGACUGGCCAGGUGGCCGGAGCUAAGCUCAGUCUCGGAGACCCUGAUGGCUGCGGUGUUUCUCGUCACGCUGUACGAAUAUUCGCCGCUUUUCUACAUCGCGGUGGUGUUUACCUGCUUUGUCGUGACUACCGGCUUGGUACUAGGAUGGUUUGGUUGGGAUGUGCCAGUCAUUCUGAGAAACUCAGAAGAGACCCAGUUCAGUGCAAGAGUUUUCAAGAAACAGAUGAGACAAGUCAAGAAUCCUUUUGGCUUAGAAAUUACUAAUCCAUCUUCAGCUUCAAUUACAACUGGCAUAACCUUGACCACAGAUUGCCUCGAAGACAGUCACCUUACUUGCUACUGGGGGUGCAGUGUUCAGAAGUUAUAUGAAGCCCUGCAGAAGCACGUUUAUUGCUUCAGAAUAAAUACCCCGCAAGCAUUAGAAGAUGCUUUGUAUAGCGAAUAUCUCUACCAAGAACAGUAUUUUAUUAAAAAGGACAGCAAAGAAGAAAUAUAUUGCCAGUUACCAAAAGAUAACAACAUUGAGGACUUCGGUGCAGUGCCCAGAUCUCGCUAUCCAUUGGUGGCACUGUUGACCUUGGCUGACAAGGAUGACCGAGAGAUCUAUGAUAUCAUUUCCAUGGUGUCUGUAAUUCAUAUUCCUGAUAAGACUUACAAACUUUCCUGCAGAAUAUUGUAUCAGUAUGUACUCCUGGCUCAAGGUCAAUUUCAUGAUCUUAAGCAACUUUUCAUGUCUGCCAAUAAUAAUUGCACUUCCUCCAGCCGCCCCUCCCCAGAAGACAAAAACACUGACCGGAGUUUGCUGGAAAGGGCGGGACUGUCGGAAAGCGAAGGGGAGCCGUGGGAGGAGAGCAGCAAGGACUGCGUUGUGUGCCAGAACGGGGCCGUGAACUGGGUGCUGCUGCCCUGCAGGCACACGUGCCUGUGUGAUGGCUGCGUGCGGUAUUUUCAGCAGUGCCCAAUGUGCAGGCAGUUUGUGCGGGAAUCUUUUGCACUCUGCAGUCAAAAAGAGCCAGAUAAAGAUAAACUGAAAAGUCUUUGAAGAUGCUGUUACAGCCAAGAAGGACACCUGCCACCUAAGAUACAAUCGUUUGUGUUUUUAAACUUUGAUCAGAAUAUGGAAUCUACAGUAAUGACCUUCAUGGGAUCUUCUCACUUCCUGUUUGUCUACAACAUGGAUGAUGAAAGUGAAUGAUUCCUUGCUUCUCAGUGUGGUGAGCACUGCAGAACUCGUCUGCAUUGACAC